UAUCAGAUGCCAUCUGCAGAGUAUGUCCGAUGUUUACACGCGACAGGAUCACAAGUGAUACUAGUAGUAGUAGUACCCAGAGUACGUAUGUUAUAUUAUAUAUGAUAUGCGUGCUCUGGUGAUAGCUAACAUUACUCCAAACUCCGAAGUACGUCGAUGAGUCUAGGCACUGAGCAGUGAGAAGUAGGGGUGUAUAGUGCAGUUCCAAUAAAAUAAAAACGCGUUAGCCCACACAACCAGCUGCAAUGGCAGGCAUCAGGAAUCCUUUGACGAUGUCAGCGGAAACUGUGUCUAAAUAUUUAGACAUGAGAGAAUUAAUCGACGUCGUGGAGAGGAGCUUAGGCGACCUGUCCGACAAAGAGUCGUCAGGUAUAGAACAACCAGUAAGAACUUUUGUGCCGGUGAAAAAAUACCAAAGCCUCCUUGGGGUAAUGCCAGGGUACAGUGCAAAAGACGAUGCACUGGCAACAAAGCUGGUGUCAGUUUGCCCACAGAAUGCAGGGACGGACAUUCCUACACACCUGGCAACAAUCUUACUGUUUGAACCAUCCAACGGAUGUCUAAAAGCUAUAAUGGAUGGAGAGGUAAUCACAACGAUGCGGACUGCUGCAGCCUCAGCAGCUGCAACCAAGUAUUUGGCAAGAGAUGAUUCGAAAAUACUGGCUAUUAUUGGUGCGGGGCAUCAGGCAAGAAGUCAUAUACAGGCAUUAUCUCUACUAUAUGACUUUACAGAGGUUAGAAUUUGGAGCAGAACAAAGGCAACGGCUACUGCUCUUGCACAUGAGUUUGGGGCACGAGUGUGUGAAAGUGCAGAGGAGGCUGUUAAAGAUGCUGAUAUUAUUUGCACUGUCACCUUCUCGGCAACACCAGUUCUGCAGGGAGAGUGGGUUAAAGCAGGCGCACAUGUCAACGCUGUGGGGGCAUGUAUAGCCAGCUCUCGCGAGCUAUCAGAAUCCCUCACCAGAGAUGCCAUCGUCUAUGUCGAUAGCAGAGAGGGAGCACUGAAGGAAUCUGGUGACAUUAUCAUAAACAAGGCAGAGAUAUAUGCUGAAGUGGGAGAAGUCAUCCUUGGAAGGAAAGAGGCAUUUAAACACAAAACAACAGUUUUCAUAUCACUGGGUGUUGCUAUAGAAGAUGUUGUCUCAGCCAAGUUGGUUUAUGACAAGUAUGUAGCCAGCCAAGGGAUGCAGUGAGGUUUCAGAAUUCCGGCACUUCCCACAAUGAACCAGAGUCCAGGUUUCAUAAAAACCGUCGAAAGCUCGCAUACUUUUUGCACUACCAUAGUUUCUAUUGCUGUGCUCUUAUACUCAAUCACGGGAGAAUUUGUGAGUAGAGAAGGUUUAGCAGAACCACUAAUUGUUAUCUUUAUAUUGAUCUUGAUUUAAAUACAGUGUCGACCUCGGUUUAGUUUUCACACUGUCUAAUAUCACUUGCUAUCAAUGCUGUGCGCCACUGUUUGUGCUGCUUUUACGAAGUAUUGCGAAUCCAGUUUUCACCUGCAUGCAGUGAAGGUAGCAGACUGAGAGCGUUUUUUAUUCACCUUUAAUUAUGCAAUAGCUAUUAAACUGUAAUGCCCUCAAAUUCUAUUCCUCUUGAGCUAUAAUGCUAAUUAUAUUAUCUCAUCAUGUAGUAAUGAGUAAUAAUGGUUCAUUAGUGGUUUGGUGAGUUCGUUACUUAUUCAACGUUGUGUUUAUAAUAAAUGAUUAUCAUUCUAAAAAUAAUAUUCUAGUUAGGCUCAAUACAUUUCGGCAGUUAUCACAAUAAUUAAUGCCAUGGUAUUUUACCAGCCAAGGCGAUGACUGCAUUAUGUUAGUCGGUUUUAUUGUUACGUAAAGUAAACCUGUGAUGUGAUUAAAGGUACUAAGGUACACUGGGUGCUAGCAAAAGCCAUAUAAUUAUUUCUAUGAUUGUUUAAAAAAUAUGAUGACGAUA
Messenger RNA from Priapulus caudatus, 1932 nucleotides. Its product is annotated as ketimine reductase mu-crystallin-like. The transcript has 8 exons. Bases 246 to 1193 code for a protein of 315 amino acids. Gene Ontology annotation, cellular component: cytoplasm. The record is from RefSeq and is a predicted model, not a curated record. NCBI's taxonomy places the organism in Eukaryota, Metazoa, Priapulida, Priapulimorpha, Priapulimorphida, Priapulidae. Gene Ontology annotation, molecular function: hormone binding.